AGCCGUGCAAGCCAAGAAAUGGGAAAACAUAAACUUUUAAAUUUUAUAUGUUUGCUUACAUUACAAAAUACAAAAUGGUUUUUAUUAAUUAUUAUGGUGUAGUAGUCGACUAAUAGUAAACACUAAAUGUAAAUAGUCUAGGCUUAUCCGAUGCCGCAUGGUUUAGUUGUUUGUAGCUUGUGUCUGUUUUUAUUUUGACCUUAUCUUUUGUAUACAAAUAAUAUUUUUACUGAGGUUGUAAAAAAGUCUUAACAACCUAUUUACGGACUUUAAAUCAAAUGCAUGAAAAUUGCAUGUCCUUUUAGAUACUAAAAUCGAUUGUACAAAAUAUAUUGGACCUAGCGGUAGUACAAGACUUGUAAAAAGGAAAACUUUUGAAACAAUUAAGCCAAUCCAGUUUGAGGCUAUGGAACCAGAUGGUAGUGGUAGUGGUAUGGAUAAUGAAGUUGUUGCCAGUAAUUGUGAGGUCAAAGAAUCAUGUGAAUCAGAUACAUUUAAUAAUACAACAACAUCAGAAGAUACAAUUGGACUAGCAUCAAAUGGAAUUAAAAAUAUACCCAUUCCAGACAUGAAAACUUCUGAAUGUAUUGAUUAUGUACUUGAAGAUGCAGAACAUACGCCCAUUACAGACAUGAAAACUUCUGAAUGUAUUGAUAUACUUGAAGAUGCAGAACAUACGCCCAUUACAGACAUGAAAACUUCUGAAUGUAUUGAUAUACUUGAAGAUGCAGAACAUACGCCCAUUACAGACAUGAAAACUUCUGAAUGUAUUGAUAUACUUGAAGAUGCAGAACAUACGCCCAUUACAGACAUGAAAACUUCUGAAUGUAUUGAUAUACUUGAAGAUGCAGAACAUACACCCAUUACAGACAUGAAAACUUCUGAAUGUAUUGAUAUACUUGAAGAUGCAGAACAUACGCCCAUUACAGACAUGAAAACUUCUGAAUGUAUUGAUAUACUUGAAGAUGCAGAACAUACACCCAUUACAGACAUGAAAACUUCUGAAUGUAAUGAUUCUGUACUUGAAAAAGCAGUUAAACAUACGCCUAUUACAGAUAUGAAAACUUCUGAAUGUAAUUAUUCUGUACUUGAAGAUGCAGAACAUACACCCAUUACAGAUAUGAAAACUUCUAAAUGCAAUGAUUCUGUACUUGAAGAUGCAGAACACAUACCCAUUACAAAUAUGAAAACUUCUAAAUGUAAUGGUUCUGAACUUGAUGGUAACUUGUUUAAAUGUGAAGAUGCAUCUGAAAAUAAGGAUACCUUAAGUUCCUCAAAAGAUGUGUAUGAAGAUAUGCCAAAUGCUUUGGAACACAGUGUUGAUAAGUCGGAAGAUUAUCAAAAUUUUGAUCCAGGAGACUGGGUGUUUGAAAGAAGUUACAAUUUGAGGAAAAGGGAAUGUCCUUCAAUCAUGGAAAGCACCACCAUAACAGAGAAUAUAAGACCGCAGAAAAAGCAGAAAGCAGCACCAAAGACAGUGAAAGAUAAAUCUAAAAAACUCAAGAUUACAUAUUAUUGUCAGGUGUGCAAUAUUAACUUAGAAACAGCUGAUGCUUUCUCUCUGCACAAGAACACACAUGUACGAGACAGAGAUUUUAACUGUGGGCUAUGUGAGGCAGUAUUUGAUACAAACCAGGAACUAAUCGAGCAUCAUAAUACUCACAAAAAUGAAAAUUUUCUGUGUAUGAAGUGUAAAAAGGCAUUUUCAGACCCAUUGCACUACUUAAUACAUAAAUCAUCACACCUAAAAACUAAACCUUAUAACUGUUUCGAAUGUAAAUGCACAUAUUACAAACUCAGCAGCAUGAAAGCACAUAUGAGUAAUCACUUUAUUGGUGAGAUUGAAUGCAAGAUAUGUAAUCAUCUAAUAAGAAAAAAAGCAAUGUAUGGUCAUAUGAAAACGCAUAACAAAGUGGAAUGUGUUGAAUGCGGGAAGCUGCUAACUGAUACAAAGGAGAGUAUUGAUUAUCACAUGACCAUUCAUACUGGGGUGAAGAAGUUCCAGUGCCUAUAUUGCGGGAAGGGUUUCCGAAAUAUAAGCCAAAGAAAUAUCCACACUCUGUAUCAUACAAAAGAACGACGGUACAAAUGUAAUGUGUGUAAAGAAAAAUUUACACAAUCCACAGACCUGAUAAGACAUAAAGCCAAAACUCAUGGCACACCAAAAUACUUUGAAUGCAACGAUUGUGGAAAGAGAUACAAAGAAAAACAGUAUUUGAGGGUCCAUGUGAGAUUGCAUAUGAACUACUUACCUUACAAAUGCCCAUUGUGCCCACAGAAAUUCCACACAUCAACAUAUCUGAUGUUUCACACUAUGAAAGCUCAUGUCAAAGCAAAACUCUAUGAGUGUAAGGUGUGUAACAUUAAAUAUUCACGAAAAGGUACUUUAAGAAAACAUUUGUUAACAUCAAUACAUCAACAAAAAUUGUAUGGGGCGAAUAAAAGCAACAAUAGCUCAAUGUAAUAUUUGCUAAAUGAUAGUUAAUUUGACCCAAAUUUUCUAUUUUAUUUAUGAAAAUAAGGGAUGAGACGAGCAGGACGUUAAGCUGAUAGUAAUUGAUGCGCCCUGCCCAUUACAAUGCAGUGCCGCUCAGGAUUCUUGAAAAACCCCAAAAAUUCUGAACAGCACUACAACUGCGCUCGUCACCUUGCGACAUAAGAUGUUAAGUCUCAUUUGCCCAGUAAUUUCACUAGCUAUGGCGCCCUUCAGACCGAAACACAGUAAUGCUUACACAUUACUACUUCACAGCAGAAAUAGGCGCAGGUGUGGUAGCCAUAAUCUAGCCGGUAUCCGGUGCAAAGUAGCCUCCCACUGGUACCCUUCUACACUAGAUGGUCCAUUGUGGAAAUGUUGUAUACAAUAUGUUUAUGUUGAAUUCCUAUACCUAGUUCUGAAGGUAUUAAGGAGACUGUUUAUUAGAAUUUUGUUUGAUUUUUUUUUCAAAUUAAGUUUCUUAUCUUUCAUGCAAAAUAAUUUAAAUAAUUAUCAAAUAUCAAUGCCACACACCUUUGUGAAAAAAUUGGCAACACUGCAUACUACCAGCUUCAAAUUAUGAUAUUUAUUAUCAAUGAAACAUAUGACACUAUCUUACUUUGUAAGUGUAAGAUUAGUACUUCACAUACUGGUUACAAUCAAGAUACAAUGUACAUUAAAAAACAUGUUUACACUCAUAAUAUGCUUUUUGGAACACAUUUUUGUUGGACUUUUCUUUUUAGCUAUAGAUUAUAACCCUAAGGUUAUGGGGAUUCAAUAUAAACAUGUUGUAUUGAACUACCACCAACCCAAAUCUGACAAACAGUGAAGCAAUCUGCGGUCCUCACAGGAUUCUCUGAGUUCAGCGCCAUGUUUCCUGCCGAUGACAAACAUGCUGUGCAAAGGGGCUUUAGUGUUAUAAUAACUCUUUUUAACGAAGGAGCAUCCCAGCAAGUUAUGUAUUUGGCUGUGAAAGUGCCUUGCUGGUCUGCAAAUCCUUGUUGGUAAUACACGAAAGUGAAAUUAAUUAUCUGUAAGAACAGUAUUGGCACAUAAGUAAAUAAAACGGUACAAAGCCUCACACAAGCACGCGAUGGUUGCAAUACUACAAUGAUUCGGGGCAUGUGUGAGUGUCCACUUGCCGCCGUACACGGCGAAACUGGAUAUAACCGCUUGAAGAUCGCACAACAACUUAACUUUUUGUCGUAGGCCAAAAGAGGUAACAAUUUUGUCCGCUCUUAAGAAGCUUUGUCUCUGUACCGUUUAAUUACUCAUGUGUUAUUGGUACCACUAAAGGGUAUAGUAUAAGUACCACAAAGGUACUUCUGUGUACAUUCCGACUUUGUUUAUACCGUAACAGUCCUUCGUGCAUCGUUCAAGACGAAUAUAUCCUGUCUGUAAGUAAAUUCAUGUAUAAUAAUAUAAGCCUUUAUUCAGACAGUA
Molecule: messenger RNA, 3916 nt
Organism: Leptidea sinapis
Lineage: Eukaryota; Metazoa; Arthropoda; Insecta; Lepidoptera; Pieridae
Product: zinc finger protein ZFP2-like
Exons: 2
Coding region: 407-2464 (685 amino acids)
Source: RefSeq, a predicted model, not a curated record